Triticum dicoccoides is the source of this 785-nucleotide messenger RNA. RefSeq names its product expansin-A24-like. The transcript is spliced from 3 exons. Gene Ontology annotation, cellular component: extracellular region. NCBI's taxonomy places the organism in Eukaryota, Viridiplantae, Streptophyta, Magnoliopsida, Poales, Poaceae. The record is from RefSeq and is a predicted model, not a curated record. Bases 1 to 639 code for a protein of 212 amino acids. Gene Ontology annotation, biological process: plant-type cell wall organization.
AUGGGUGGCGCAUGCGGGUAUGGCAACCUCUUCUCUGAAGGAUAUGGGACACGCACGGCGGCUUUGAGCACCGUGCUAUUCAACAACGGCACCGCGUGCGGGCAGUGUUACAAGAUCGCAUGUGAUCGCAAGCGCGCGGACCCGUUGUUUUGUAAGCCGGGCGUGACAGUGACCGUGACGGCCACUAACUUUUGCCCACCGAAUGACGCCCUCCCCAAUGAUAAUGGCGGCUGGUGCAACAUGCCAAGGCCGCACUUCGACAUGGCCCAGCCGGCCUGGGAGAAAAUCGGUGUUUAUAAAGGUGGCAUCAUCCCCGUAAUGUACCAGAGGGUUCCGUGCGUGAAGCGGGGCGGCGUGAGGUUCAAAAUCAACGGUCAGGAUUACUUCAAUCUUGUGCUUGUGAGCAAUGUUGCUGCAACAGGCUCCAUCGAGUCCAUGGAUGUCAAGAGCAAUGAUUCUGAAGACUGGAUGCCUAUGGCACGAAAUUGGGGUGCUAACUGGCACUCGUUGGCGAACCUUAGCGGAAAGAUGCUCUCCUUCAGACUAACCAACACUGAUGGACACACGCUUGUGUUCAACGACAUUGUGCCAAAGGGGUGGACCUUUGGGCAAUCAUUUGUUAGCAAAUUGCAAUUCUAGCAAGCAAUGUGUGCCGACCAAUUAAUUUACCAGGGCAAGGUAUUGAUUUGUAAUAAUUAAUUGCAUAAAGUGCAAGUUAUGGUGCUUAAUGUGUGUGUGCUGCUUGUAGCACUGAUCUAAUUUUAAAAUUCAGUUUCUUCAUAUUC